AUGCUGCUGUCUGUGGCGAUUGUGCUGUACUUCAGCCAGGCAGAGUUUAUCUCUGUUGAGGAGAUGCGGGAACUACUGGUGGCUUCCAUGCAGACUACUUUAUCUUUAACAGCUUUAGUUGAACAGCAGACACAGAAGAAAUUCGAGGCAUCGGAGGACAGAUUGGACAAUCGCAUGAAUGAGCUGAAACUAUCUGUUAUAGAGAAAUCAAGGUUGGUGGACAAAGCAAAGAAGGAUAUCGAAGAUUUGAAAAUUAAGCUCGCGACCUUUGGAGGAAAUGAUGGAACUCACAGGGGAAUCGAGGAACUUGAAGGGAAAUUCGCCCCAUCAGAAGAGAAAUUAGCCAAAGAUAUUGAAGCAGUGGAAAAAUCCAUUCUCGAGAAAUCAAUCUUCGUGGAGGAAGCAAAGGAGGAUAUCGAGGACAAAUUGAAAAUUUUGAGAAUUAUGGCAUUCCUGAAAUUGAUGCUUCUCUCUGUGGCCAUUGUGCUCGUUUCCAGCAAAUCGAGUGCUGGUGCAAGCUCAGGUGCGAGUGCUGGUGACGAAGCAAGUUCUGGAGCAGGCGCUGGAGCAGGCGCUGGAGCAGGUGGUACUCUAGUUUCUGUUGGGGAGUUGCGUGAACUAUUGGUGUCUUCAAUGCAGACCACUAUAUCCCUAACUGGUCUGGUUGAACAGCAGACACAGCGGAUAUUUGACAUCACCAACUACGUGAACGAAGCUGAGAGAGGCAUCGAGGAGCUUGAGGGGAAGUUGGCGGCAUCUGAAGAAAGAUUGGUCAAGAUCAUUCAAGGACUGAAGGAAUCCAUUUUCGAGAAAUCAAGCUUCAUAGACGAAGCCAAGGAUGAUAUCCAGGAUUUAAAAAGUAAGAUAGCAACCAUAGGAGAAAAAGGUGAAGUUCAGAAAGAGUUUGAGGAGCUUGAUGGGAAAUUUGCAGCAUAUGAAGACAAAUUCACCAAGGAUAUUCAAGCACUUGAAGGAUCAAUUCUCGAGAAAUCAAACUUCGUAGACGAAGUUAAGGAUGAUAUCCAGAAUUUAAAAAGCACAAUCGCUACAUUGGGUGGAAAAGAGGAAGCCCAAAAACAGUUUGAGGAGCUUGAAGCGAAAUUCACAGCAACGCAAGACCAAUUAGCCAAAGAUGUUGAAGCACUGAAAGAAGCUAAUAGUAAUCCAAAGAGAUCAAGCAAGAAGAUAGACGUGAUGGUGGUGAGCGGAGAGGAGGACCUCAGAGAUGACAACUGUGCUAAAGUAUGCGCCGGGACCUCCGUCAGAGGGGCUACCAACUGGGUGGAUUACAGUACUACCGGCAUCUACACUAACGUAGACAUUAGCAAGUGUGGCUUUGUGACAAUUCCAACUGUAACCACGUCUCUGGAGGGUUCCACCGCUCACUGGGGCACCACAGGGAGCUCUGAGAUUUACAGUGCAACUGCCACUAGUUUCACGAUAUACUUGUUAGCACCGAGUGGGCAGAGUGGGGGCGCCAAUGAGAUGGGCUGGAACGUCGAGUGGAUCGCUGUGGGAUAUACGUGUUGAAAUUGCACCCAAAUUGCGUGUUGAAACUACAGCUGGACUAGCAUGCACGUUCCUUAAUUUUGUUUUUUAGGUUUUCGACUUAAUUGUUUGUUUUAGACCAAAAGGAUAUUUGAGUGUUAAGUGUUAACGACUAAGUAUGAGUUGGAACGAUAUACAAGUAAAAUGCAGGGCUUCCGAACCCGAAGUUUCAAGAUAAAUAUAUGCAGCAUCGUUAGGGUAAAUUGAACCAAAACUAAACAAAUCAAAAUUAACAUACCAUUUAAAUCGAUUAGAUAUUAUUUAGGUGUUAUGUAAGUGCAAACAUUUUCAUAUAUUAUUGAACUCAAGUUUGCAUGUUAAGCCCAAAUUAAGAUUCCCAUUUAAUGUGUAUAUAUAAUAUAUAUACAUAUCUAAUACUGUUAGUGUUACCGUAUUAUCAUUGACUAAACACUAUCAAUCAUGAUAAAUUGAUUUUAUUUCUUUUUGCUGAAAUUAUUGAUUCGUCUGCUUUUUUUC
Bolinopsis microptera is the source of this 2025-nucleotide messenger RNA. RefSeq lists its product as uncharacterized. The record is from RefSeq and is a predicted model, not a curated record. Bases 1 to 1530 code for a protein of 509 amino acids. The transcript has 3 exons. NCBI's taxonomy places the organism in Eukaryota, Metazoa, Ctenophora, Tentaculata, Lobata, Bolinopsidae.